Messenger RNA from Leguminivora glycinivorella, 2342 nucleotides. Its product is annotated as vegetative cell wall protein gp1-like. Lineage: Eukaryota; Metazoa; Arthropoda; Insecta; Lepidoptera; Tortricidae. The record is from RefSeq and is a predicted model, not a curated record. The transcript is spliced from 11 exons. The coding region runs from base 110 to 1999 and encodes 629 amino acids.
UUUUAUAACAAUUUAAUCAUGUAUUUUUAAGAAAGUACUAUAUUUGUCUGCUCAAGUGCGUGUAUGUCGUUGUUUUUUGCCUCUUGACGUCGGCGCUUUUAUCAUAGCGAUGUCCCAGUCGCGGAACCGUCGGCCGUCGAAGCCUCGUGACGCCCGUGAGCCAGCGAGAAAGGCCUCUGAAUAUGUGACCAACAAUGGCAAAAAUACUAAGGAGAACGGUGGAAAUAAAGACACGGGAAAAGUACCGAGGACUGUACGAUACGAAUUGGAAAAUGCUCUGCUUGGGCUUUGCGACGUCUGGUUCGAGGAGAUAAAGCCGCACCUAGUGAAGAACAACGUGAAGCUCCACACGGGCGGGGCGCUCAACGAGCACGGCUACGACCUGGAGCCGGCGCGGGAGCCCCGGGACCGCGCGCAGAUAGACCCAGGUGCUGCCUCUGAUACUCGCCGUCGGCCGGCGACCAGCUCCAGAGCCUACUUGCAAACGCGGCCCGCAGCAUCGAGAGCGCCGUGUCCCAAGCCGCCCUUGCGAACCAGCCCAGCAAGUCCGACCAAUCUUCGUAAAUUACCGCAGCCACCCGAUGAUAAAAAGACGCAGCCAGCCGUUCGGAGACCUACCACCAUUGAACAUUUACACACACCCGCAAAAAGCUUUCCACGGAAUGUACACGAGUCUUCGAAACAGUGGAAGCAGCCACCCGUCCAGAAAGCACCCCUGCAGAGAUCGCCAGCGCCACCUGUGACCAAAACCAGCAAAAAUUAUCAACGGACCAUCCCAAGUCCACCAAAAGGGAACCAGCAUACGCCGCGCGACCAGCGGAGGGCACCGCCACCUCCGAAACAAUCGUAUCAGCUAAAUAUUCGUGUGGCACCAAAACAGGAGGCACCCGUACAGCGGCCAAGGCCUUCGGCGAAAACCUGUCAGCGCACCUACUAUUCACCAGAACGACCGGAACGGGACUCUGAUUAUAUGCUGGAGAAUGUUUGGACGCGACCGACUGGCCGGAGGGCACUUAUGCCUUCGCGUUCAUCAUCACCGCCACCAUCACCGUCGCCAUCACUGUCUAAUAGUCUGUCUACUGUCAUCUUCUUUCGAAAAAAUGUUCCAAGUAAUGACAAAAAGAAUACGAGCAGUAACCGGAAAAAAAGAAAAAUUCCGAGAACACGCAGAACAAAGCUGAAUCCCCCACAGUCAGUCCCGCCUGCAAAGCGUUUAGCGCGCCCCUGUUGCACCGCCUGCGCCUUACGAAUAGCUAGGGCUGCUCAAGACGCGCCUCCAUGCCCACCUCCUGUUCCUAAACAUAGCGUCUGUAUGCAGCCAUCUUCCAACAAGACUGCUAAUUUUUCACGCUGGCCUGCGCCCAAGCCUAAAGGCUCACAUACGGUUUCCACACGAGAUUGCGGUGUUUUGACUGACUUAGCCUUCUGUACCACAAGCUUCUCACCGGCUGGCGACGCUAAAUCGAAAGGCCCCAGCAGAAAUUCGGCAUAUGACCACGGCGGAGAAGCGACAUCUCGGUCACGUUUUAUGAGGUCUCCUUUCUCGCUCCAUGGCGCUCGCUUGUUACCGUCUCCGCGGCACGCUCAAUGUCUCGCGCCUCCUGAACACCACAUUGGAAAGCCAAGAGGAAGUCAACCCGUCUCAACAAAUUUAUCACCAGUACCUUCAUCGGAUGAGACGUGGUUCCUUCGAGUUCUUAAGGAAUACACGAGCCAUGAAAAUCAAACAGCACCAAUGAGGGAGCAUACGAUGCCGUGCCAUGAUUCAAAGUCCAGCAAGCAAACUAUCCCCAUUCACAAUGAAAACAAAUUACUAUUGGAAAAUAGUCCAUUAUUCUCUAAGGAACUAGUAGAUUUAAUAGCAGAUAGGAACGACGAGAGAUUGAGAGUGCUGUAUGAGAAUCCAAUGCUAAAGGACUCGCCACCGUCAGUAUUGUGUUUGGCCGGGACUCAGAAAAAGAGGAAAAAACCCACUCCCAAAAAAAGGCCUUGGAGGUAAGGUUCGUAUUAAGGCUGGCUGUAAUUAAGUGAGUAUUUUUAUCUGUAGCGUAACGUCAUACGGUGUUCAAACUAAGUUUUAAUAUUGGUGUCCAUAAAUUAAACACGAUGUUUAAUUUGUACUUCAAGUCUCCACGAGAUCGAGUUGUGGUCGUAUAGGUCCAUUAAACUUGUGCCUAUACAUACUUAUAUUUAAACUCACGCCACAGAAUAACUUUCGUUCAAAAGGAAAAUGUAAAUCGGGGAGGUACGUGUAGCAUUUAUAUCGAUGUUUAUUUUGUUGUUAAGUACUCUAAAAUAUUAUUAAUAAUGCAUGUAAAAUAUGUAAUAAAUAUAACAAUCUA